Armigeres subalbatus is the source of this 4698-nucleotide messenger RNA. RefSeq lists its product as uncharacterized. The record is from RefSeq and is a predicted model, not a curated record. Gene Ontology annotation, molecular function: nucleic acid binding. Lineage: Eukaryota; Metazoa; Arthropoda; Insecta; Diptera; Culicidae. Bases 1 to 4698 code for a protein of 1565 amino acids. The transcript has 3 exons.
AUGGUCCAAUGUGACCGAUGCGAUACUUGGUGGCACUUCGGAUGCGUCGGAGUGGAUGAGAGCGUCAGCGAGAGGAGCUUUAUCUGCCCCAAAUGCGAGAAUUCCACUUCGCUGCUACAGUCGCAGCCCACAACUGGCGUAGAGCUAAUACCACCCAUGGAUAGUAUAUCUCUGACGUCCAGAAGAUCGUCCGUUUCGAAUGCGAGUGCGCGAGCUCGUCUAAACCUAGAGAAACUCGAAGUUAAGAAAGCCCUAGCCGAGAAGACGUUAAAUCUGGAACGUCGUGAACAGGAGCGAAAGCUCGAGCUUGCUCGUCUGCAGAAUGAAGGAGAACUGGAACGGAAGAAGCUUGAAUUGCAACGGGAGUAUGAAGAAGAGAGGAUUCGUUUGAUGGAGGAAGAGCUAGUGGAAGAAGAGGAACGAAGCGUACGUUCUCAGCAAAGCAGCAGUAGUAAGGUACGACAGUGGAGAAGUCAAUUGCAGUUCGGUGGGGCCUGUUCGACGAUGCGAUACCCUGCAGCGAAUGAGGCACGAGGCGAACGCAAUGUGAAAAUGACCACUACGACGACUACGGCGGCUUCUGAUGUACCUGUGUCCCAGCCGCUAAACUCGACAUCACGCCUCACUGAAGAAGCAGCAAAUAACCACCAGCAAGCCGGUGACGCUGGCAACGGAUUUGAGGUACAGGCCCUGCCGAAAGCGAAGACGUGUAUUGGGACUGGAGCAGUUCCAAAACAGCUUCCUACCAGCACACCGACUGGCGAAAUAGUAAAGUCUUUCCCUCCCCCAUCGAUGCCUUCGGCUUGCGGCUAUACCGAUGCGGAAAACUUGAUACGUCUUCAACGCUGUUUGAAGGGUACGGCAUUGGAAGCGGUUAGAAGUCGAUUGCUGUUUCCUGCUGCAGUUCCUCAUGUCAUCGCUACGUUGGAGACCUUGUAUGGAAAGCCGGAACAUCUUAUUUUCAUGUUGGUGAAAAAGGUUCGUGAGGUGCUAGCACCGAAAUCGGAUAAACUGAAAACGCUGAUUGGCUUCGGCAUGGCGAUACAAAACCUAUGUGAUCACGUAGAAAUGGGACAACAAGAAACACAUCUCAACAACCUUACUCUUCUGUACGAACUAACAGUUGACAAGAUUCCAUCACACUUAAGGUUGGAUUGGGCGCUGUUUAAGCAGGAAGCACCGGUAACCAACCUGCGAACUUUCGCUCAGUUUAUGUCGAGACUUGUGACUGCCGCAGCGGACGUGACUCUACACAUAGAACCAAGAGCAAUGCAGAAGGUAAAGCUGGAGAAACCCAGAGAAAAGAUUUUUUUGGGAGCGCACGCCGGAUCAAAACACAUCAACGAUGCGACGAAGAUGAGCGGGUCACAAGGGCACUCAGGACGAUCGGAAAAUUCUAUUGUCUGUCUAGUGUGCAAGGAUACAGGACAUAAGGUCAGGGAAUGCAAGCAAUUUGGUGAUAUGACGGUAGAUGAGCGGUGGAAAACUAUUCAAGCUUAUUCACUUUGUCGAACUUGUAUCGGCGCUCAUGGGAAACGACCAUGCAAGUCUAAAAAGUUGUGUGAUAUAGAAGGGUGUCAAGCAAAACAUCAUACUCUUCUACACUCGACUCAAACCCGUUCAGAAGUAUCAGAACCUAUUCGUGGAAUUAUGAAUCAUCAUCACGCAGCUCGUUCCAGUCUAUUUCGUAUUCUUCCAGUAACACUAUUCGCUAACAAUCGUUCUAUCGUGGUAUACGCUUUUCUCGAUGAGGGAUCGUCACGAACACUGAUUGAGGAGGAUGUCAUCAAGCGACUAGGGGUAGACGGAGAACCUAGCCCGUUAUGCCUUCAAUGGACGGCGAACAUCAAGAGAUUUGAGAAGAACUCGAGGAAGGUUAGCCUGGAGAUAGCAGGAGGCAGCAAGAAUUACCGAUACCAGCUGUUCGAUGCACAAACCGUGAACCGACUGGAUCUGCCUCGGCAGUCAAUGCGCUAUGCAGAGAUGGUGGCGAAGUAUCCCUAUUUGGAAGGAUUGCCUAUCGAGGAUUAUGCAAAUGCCGUUCCGAAAAUACUGAUCGGCAAUGACCAUUCGCAUCUAGGAGCUAGUUUGAAGAUAAGAGAAGGGAACCCACAAGAACCAAUUGCCGCCAAAUCACGUCUAGGAUGGACCAUCUAUGGAUCGGUAUCCGGAGCAAGCGAGAGAGCUCUAAGUUUUCACAUUUGCAGUUGUGAAACAAACGCUUCUCUUCAUGAAUUGGUGAAGAAAUAUUUCUCCAUCGAAAGCCUGGGAGUGAAGGCCAUUGACUGUCCGGAAUCGAAAGAAGUUCAGAGAGCUAAUCGAAUUCUGCAGCAUACUACGAGGCGCGUCGGACAGCGAUAUGAAACAGGCCUCAUAUGGAAGUACGACACGAUUAAAUUUCCCGACAGUUAUCAAAUGGCCAAGAAACGAAUGCUUUGUUUGGAGCGACGAAUGGCUAAGAAUUCGAUAAUAGGAAACAGCGUUAAGAAACAAAUGAUUGAAUACCAAGAAAAGGGGUAUAUACAUCCAGCGACCGAAGCGGAAAUGAAGGAAGCUGACCCUCAGAAAAUCUGGUACUUACCACUAGGCGUUGCUCUGAAUCCCAAAAAGCCGGAUAAAAUCCGAAUAUUCUGCGAUGCAGCAGCUAUGGUGGAAGGAGUCUCACUAAACUCCAUGCUGUUGAAGGGACCAGAUCUGAUUAGUUCUCUACCUGUGGUACUGUUUGGAUUCCGGGAGAAACGCUACGCAAUCUGCGCCGACAUCAAAGAGAUGUUCCAUCAGAUUCAAAUAAGAAAAGAGGACCGGAACGCUCAGCGGCUGUUGUGGAGAGAUGAUACAGAAACCGAACCAGUAACGUACAUUAUGGACGUGGCCACAUUUGGCUCCACAUGCUCCCCUUGUUCCGCCCAGUAUGUUAAAAAUCUGAAUGCUUCCUCUCAAGCGGUAGAGUUCCCAAGGGCGGCCGAUGCUAUAAUCAGGAAACAUUAUGUCGACGACUACCUGGAUAGUGCAGACACAAUAGACGAAGCAGUGCAGCUGGCGAAGGAUGUACGGACCGUACAUUUUCGGGGUGGAUUUCAUAUCAGAAACUGGAUGUCAAACUCCGGAGAAGUACUCAGACGAGUCGGGGAAACCAGUUCAGCAACAAAAAAGGACCUCGUGCUAGAUAGAACCAGUGCUACGGAACGGAUUCUCGGAAUGCUAUGGAGCCCCGAGCAAGAUGAGUUCAGCUAUUCUGCUAGUAUGCUAGUAGCUCAGCAGCGUCCGACCAAGCGCAUAGUUCUCCGAGUGGUGAUGAGUCUGUUUGACCCUUUAGGACUCAUGUCAUUCUUUGUCAUUCACGGCAAGAUUCUAAUUCAGGAUAUUUGGAGAGCGAAGACAGAGUGGGAUGAACCUAUCCCCGAGAAGCUGUGUCAGCGUUGGUGGCAGUGGACAAAGUUGUGUGAACAAUUGGAUUGUAUUCGCAUUGCUCGUUGCUACUUCCCGGAUCGGCACACGAACGAGUUCCUAUCGUUACAGCUCCACGUUUUCGUUGACGCCAGUGAAGGAGCCUAUGCCUGCGUGGCGUACUUGAGAGCUGAAUACGAUGGAACGGUGGAAUGUGCACUUGUGGCCGCUAAGUCAAAAGUUGCGCCUCUGAAAUCUUUAUCGAUUCCACGCUUGGAGCUUCAAGCGGCUGUACUCGGAGUACGCUUACAGAAAAUGAUCCGCCAGGCGCACGGUCUGGCAAUAGGGGAGUGUUUCUACCAUACCGACUCUAAGAAUGUAUUGGCGUGGAUUAAGUCGGAUCACCGCAACUAUCGACAGUUUGUGGCCGUAAGGGUUGGAGAAAUCCUGACUGAAUCAACCGAACAGGAGUGGCGCUGGGUCCCAUCUAAGGAAAACGUUGCAGAUGACGCCACAAAAAGUGGUUCACUCGCUCAGUACGGAGUCGUGGAAUUUCACAGCGACAAUGGCACUAACUUUGUCGGUGCCAGUAAUGAUCUACGAAAAGAGCUGACCAAUGUUAAUGCUGAGCUUGCAGAGACGUUCACCAACUCUACUACGAGAUGGUGCUUCAUUCCACCGUCGGCGCCACACAUGGGCGGAGCAUGGGAGAGGCUUGUUAGAUCUAUCAAGACAGCCCUGCAAGCUAUGUAUACUACUAGGAUCCCAGAUGAGGAAACUUUCGGGACUCUUAUCGUGGAGGCAGAAUCGAUCGUGAAUUCUAGACCUCUAACCUUUGUUCCGGUGGAUCCAAACCAGGAGGAAGCACUAACUCCAAACCACUUCCUCUUGUUAAGUUCAAGGGGAGUAACGCAACCGGUGAAAUCUUUAGCGGAACCAGGACAAGCCUGUAAAAGCAGCUGGAAUUUAUGCCGUAUCAUGGUCGACUCGUUUUGGAGACGAUGGAUCCGGGAAUACCUUCCCACGAUAGCUAGAAGAACUAAAUGGUUCGAAGAAGUUAAACCAGUGGACGUAGGAGACUUGGUUAUAGUUGUAACCGAAGUGGCACGCAAUGGAUGGAUCAGAGGACGUAUUAUUGAAGUUAUUCGAGGACGUGACGGGAGAAUUCGACAGGCGGUUGUGCAGACUUCAAAGGGAGUGAUCCGUCGGCCGAUUGCAAAGUUGGCUGUAUUGGAUGUAAUGAAUAGUAACGUUGCCCAGAAGAAGUCAGGGACAAGUUACGAGUCGGGGAAUGUUGAGAACCGCUGUUGA